Messenger RNA from Phanerochaete carnosa HHB-10118-sp, 738 nucleotides. RefSeq lists its product as uncharacterized. Lineage: Eukaryota; Fungi; Basidiomycota; Agaricomycetes; Polyporales; Phanerochaetaceae. The record is from RefSeq and is a predicted model, not a curated record. The annotation marks the transcript as partial. The transcript has a single exon.
UUUAACGACGCCGGAUUGCGGCCUAUUUUGCCUUUCUGGUUGGACCUCCCGCACUGCGACAUCUUCUCCUGCAUCAUGCCAGACAUUUUGCAUCAGCUGCACAAAGGCAUGUUCAAGGACCACACUGUGAAAUGGGCGAUGAACUGUGUAGCGGGAGGCGAUGAUGAGCUAGAUCGUCGGUUUGCAGCCAUGCCAAUGCACUCAGAGAUUCGGCACUUCAAGAAGGGCAUCUCGCUCGUGUUCCAGUGGACGGGAACCGAGUACAAGAACAUGGAAAAGGUCUUCCUCGGUGUGCUUGCUGGCUCCGUACAUGAGGACGUGAUGCGCGCCGUCCGUGGACUCUUAUACUUUAUCCACUACGCCCAGUUUGAAACUCACACAACUACAUCUUUAGAGGCUCUCAAAGUGGCAUGGCGGCAGUUCCACAUAUACAAGUACGCGUUCAUUACUUACUACAAUGCCAAGCAGGCGAUGCCGGCGAACUAUGCGAAUUUCAGCGGCAUCCCGAAGCUUCACAGGAUGGAUCACUACAUCCAGUCGAUCCGUCUGCUUGGCACCGCAGACAGAUACAAUACAGAGGGCCCAGAGCGUCUGCACAUCGAUUUUGCUAAGUUGGAUUACCGCGCAAGCAACCAUAGGAAUUACUUUGGCCAGAUGACGACCUGGCUCGAUCAUCAGGAAGCCGCCAUUCGCUUCGAUGCCUAUCUACAUUGGCUGCAACUUCCAGGGCUUGUUUGA